GCCGCUCCCUUUCCCAAAUCUGGCCGCACGACGCACCAGCCAGCCACCACCCACCAACCGAACCCUCCCCAACCCGACCCGAGCGCCAGGUCCCGUACACCCCGCGCGCUCGCCCCCCUCGCCUCUGCGCCGCGUCCGGCCGCCGGGAGCGGGCCGGGCACCUCCCGGGAGGGAGAGGCGCUUUGGUUCUUGGAUGAGCUGUGAAGGGACCGGGGGCAACAGGAAGGCGUGAUGUUUACUCCGCAGGGCAAAGGAUGGACCGGGUGGUCGACACCGACUCCAGCGAACCAGCGGAGCGGUGGUGGUGCUCCGGCCGCGUCGGCGCCUCUUGGAAAGGGGAAAGGAAGGGUCACCGAGCUUGAGCACGAGUUACAUGAAUAUCAGUACAAUAUGGGGCUGCUCUUGCUUGAGAAGAAAGAAUGGGCAGAAAAACUCGAGGAAAUCAGUCAAAGGCUGAAACAAAAAGAGGAGAUAUUGAAGCGGGAACAAGCUGCGCACUUGAAUGCUAUAUCAGAAUAUGAAAGACGGGAGGAGAGCAUGCGAAAAGCAUUGGGUGUUGAGAAACAAUGUGUAAUUGAUCUGGAAAAAGCGUUGCGUGAAAUACGUGCAGAGAUAGCUGAGGUCAAAUUUACGUCUGAGAAAAAGAUAACGGACGCUCAGUCUCUUGAGGCUAGUUUGGAGGAAAAAUCCUUGGAGAUUGAGGGAAAACUUCAUGCUGCAGAUGCUAAACUUGCAGAGGCAAACCGUAAGAAGGCACAAGUUGACCGGGACUUGGAAGAGGUUGAAGCUCGUCAACGUAGAUUAGAGAAGGAGAAAUUGUAUUUUGAGACUGAGCGGAAGGCACGAGAAAAACAACUUAAGGAGCAGGAGGAAUCACUGCAGGAAUGGGAGAAAAAGCUGAAGGAAAGUCAGAACAGACUUGUUGAUUUGCAGAGGUCUAUAAAUGAUCGAGAGGAGAGAGCUAACAAGAAUGACCAGCUUUUCAAGAUCAAACAUGAUGAAUUGGAGGAAGCAAGAAAGUCAGUGGAGGCAACUAAACUUACUCUAAAAGCUAAAGAGAAUGAUAUUAACAAAAAACUAAAUGAAUUACAUUCAAAGGAAAAGGAUGCUGACUCAAAGCGCAAGGAGCUGGAAGAACGAGAGAAGAAACUGAUUGAGAGAGAGGAGAAGGCUAGUAUUAGGGAAAAAGAGGGGCUUCAGAAGCUUCUUGAGGAUCAUCAGGUCGAGCUUAAAUCCAAAAGACGGGAUUUUGAAUUAGAACUAGAGAGCGAGAGGAAAUCCUUUGAUGAAAAGAUGACACAGAAGCAAGCGGAUUUAGUGAAAAGGGAGAAAGAUGUCAAAUCUUUGGAGUCUAAGCUUUCUAAAACUGAGCAGGCAUUGAAUGACAAAAAGAAAACAGUGGAAGGUUGGCAGAAUGAUCUUGAUGCCAAAUCCAAAGCUCUGAAGAGGUGGGAGGAAUCAUUGAAAAAUGAUGAGAAGAGGUUAUUGGAAGAAAAGCAGCAUAUGGAUCAGGAAAAACAGCAAGUUGAGGUUUCAAAAUCAGAGCUUGAAAGGAUCAAAUCCAGACUUGAAGCUGAAAAGGAAAGAAUAUUAGAAGCGCAGAAUAAUCUGAAACUCACAGAGGAGGAGAGGCAGGAGCAUAGCGUGCUGACAGAAAGACUUAAGAAGGAGAUUGAGGAAUACAGAAUGCGAAACAACUCCCUCUCUGAAGAAAUUGAAGAUUUGAGGAAGCAGCGGCAGAAGUUCGAAGAAGAGUGGGAACAACUAGAUGAAAAAAGGGCUCACCUAGCCGAGGAAGACAAAAAGGUGAAGAUUGAGAGGAUGAAUUUGGAACGGUGGCGUGACAGUGAAGAAAAGAGGUUAAAUGAUGCAAAGUUUGAAAUGGAAGAAAAAUACAAGGAACAGCUGGAGAAUCUUGACCGCAAGGAAAGGGUUUUGAAUGAUGAUAUAAAGCACAAGCAAAUGGAGAAUGAUGAACUUCUGAAGGGAGAACGUGCUGAUCUUCAGCGUCAGUUGCAGCUCCAUCGGCAUGAACUGGAGAUGGAGAUGGAGCAAAAACAAGCAAGUAAAGAGAAGGAACUGGAAGACAAGGCAAAUGAGUUAAACAAGAAAAGGGACUUUGUGGACAAUAAACUCAGACAUGCAAUUGAGUUAAAUGAGUCCAAGAUUCAGAAGAUAAUAUCAGAGAAAAAGCUGCUGGAGGCGGAGAGAAAAAUUCUACUUGAGGAAAGGCAGAAACUGGAAACUGAUCAGGCAGAUAUUAAAAGGGACAUUGAUAGUCUUCACGGGCUGAGCCAGAGUUUGAAAGUACGUCGAGAAGCAUAUAACAGGGACAUGAAAAACCUCAUUGAUUUAUUUGAAAAGUACAAGGUGUGCAAAAACUGUGGUAUUACUCUCUUUGAGGGAUUAGAUUCCCUGGCGCUAAAAGACAGCGCUGAAAUUGAGCACCCCAGUUUGGCUGUUGAGAGAGAUCAUCGUUCCUUGAAUGCUGACACAUCAGCUCCAGAUACAGGAACACUUGUUAAUUCAGGUGGCCGCUUGUCUUUGUUACAAAAGUGUUCGAGGCUGUUCAAGUUCUCUCCUAUAAAAAAGGGUGAGCAGCCAACAGAGAACAUACCUUUUGGUGCAAGACUGGAGGAAGCGUCACAAAGCGAUGGAGAUUAUGAGCCAACUCCUGUCUAUGAGAUAGCACAUGAUUCUUUUGGUGCAGAGGAUGAUCUCCCUUCUGAAAGUGGAGCAAGGGACAAUGAUGAGUCCGAAAGGCAUGACCCAGCUGAUGAUGUCCAGAUGGAGUCUUCAGUUGGUGUAGCAGAUAAUAGUAUUGAUAUUCUUGGAGCUCAAUCGUUUGAUGGUACUAACGAUAGAGCAGUUGAUGCAACUAUUGCCUCUACUGAUCAAAAUGGGAAGGACCCUGCAGCUCCUGCUGAAGCAGAUUUACAACCUGAAACAUCAAAGCAAGGACGCCGCCAACAAAACAGGAAGGGUAGAGGAAAAGGUGGUGUGAAGAGGACACGAUCUGUCCGUGCUGUAGUUGAAGAUGCUAAAGCAAUUCUUGGCGAGACUUUUGAGGAGAAGAAUGAUGGCCAGGGAGAUUCAGUUGCGGCGGUGGGUGGUACACGUAAGCGGCGUUUUACUGGAGCUACAAUAAGUGAGCAAGAUGAAGAAGGCAGCGAAGCCCAUUCAGAAAGUGUUUCACUUGGAGGGCAGCGUCGCAAGAGGAGGCAAACUGCUGGAGCAGUCACAGAGACCCCAGGAGAAAAGCGUUACAAUUUGAGACGCAGCACAGUUGCAAACGCCACCGCUGCAACCGCCCAAACUGACAAAAAGAAAGCUGCGAAGACAGGAAGUAAACAUAUGGUACAGGCUACUGCUGAUGAUACCGAAGGAACCUCAAAGGCUGAUGAGGAACCUGCCCCUGAGAGCAAAAAGGCAUCAGAAUCUGCAGACUAUGGUGCAUCCCAGUUGCAUGAGUUUUCCCAGGCUGAAAUUGGUGAUGCCCACGCCCCUGCAGAGGGUACUGGUGAGGAAGACGGUGAUGUCGUGGACGGUAAAGAUGCAUUGCCUGAUGUGCCCAUGACUCCAUCUGGAAGUGAGCUUGGAGCAGAGCAGGAUGAUGAGGAUGACGAUGACUCGGAGAGACGAAACCAGUCAAUCAGCAAAAAACUAUGGUCGUUCUUCACCACAUGACGGUUGAGAAGAGGCUGCUGAAUAGAUUGUUUCUAGCUUUUGUGCUUCAGAUUCAUGAUUUCUCAUUCUUGGAACUGUAUGGCGUGUGCUUUUGGUGAUGAUGUACGGCUAGAUCUUCCACUCAUUUGUGCUUCUCUCCCGUGUAAUUGAAAUAUAUUUGUAGUAGACAGUUUGAUGGCGCUCACAGAAGUAGCUCAUGAGAUGUACAAUGGCGAUGAUGACUGUAACCCCAGUAGCUUGGUUUGUAAUUGCUGUUCCUUUUCCCAGGUUCGGAUUACUUAGUUGACCUUACAAAUUGUUGUGCCUUUGCA
Messenger RNA from Setaria italica (foxtail millet), 3998 nucleotides. Its product is annotated as protein CROWDED NUCLEI 1. The record is from RefSeq and is a predicted model, not a curated record. NCBI's taxonomy places the organism in Eukaryota, Viridiplantae, Streptophyta, Magnoliopsida, Poales, Poaceae. Gene Ontology annotation, biological process: nucleus organization. The transcript is spliced from 9 exons. Bases 232 to 3687 code for a protein of 1151 amino acids. Gene Ontology annotation, cellular component: nucleus.